Molecule: messenger RNA, 534 nt
Organism: Penicillium malachiteum
Lineage: Eukaryota; Fungi; Ascomycota; Eurotiomycetes; Eurotiales; Aspergillaceae
Exons: 2
Coding region: 1-534 (177 amino acids)
Source: RefSeq, a predicted model, not a curated record
AUGGAGACAGCCGAAACCCCGGUUUUUGUCUUUAUUCCUGGGGCAUGGCAAAGGCCUGAUUGCUUUGACGGAAUCCGUGCUCUCUUAGCGAAUCGUGGUUAUGACUCUGAGGCUGUUACUACCUUCUCUGUUGAUUCAUCCUCCCCUGAUGUUGGCUUGCAUGCUGAUAUCGAUCUUACGAAGCAAAUAAUUCGAAGAUUGGUUUGCAGUGGUCGGCGGGUGGUUGUCAUUUGCCACUCGUACAGUGGACUCGUUGGCGCAAGUGCUGUUGAAGGCUUGGGCUAUGCGCAAAGGUCUAAGAUGUCUCUCUCUGGAGGCGUGGUGAUGGUUGUAUGGAUCUCUGCCUUCGUGGCGCUGAAGGUCCAGUCGAUUACUGAUGAAUGUGAAGGCAAAUCGGAUCCUGGGGUCGUGAGCCAUGGAGACGGGUUCUGCUACUCUUCUCAACAGGAGACCAUCUUCUAUAACGAUCUUUCCUCCGAUGAGCAGCAAAGUGGAUCGCGAAGUUGGCGUCUCAUUCUGUCCUUUCGAGUCUAG